Messenger RNA from Gamsiella multidivaricata, 2252 nucleotides. RefSeq lists its product as uncharacterized. The record is from RefSeq and is a predicted model, not a curated record. NCBI's taxonomy places the organism in Eukaryota, Fungi, Mortierellomycota, Mortierellomycetes, Mortierellales, Mortierellaceae. Bases 132 to 2120 code for a protein of 662 amino acids. The transcript is spliced from 9 exons.
CCGAUGGUUGUCAGACCUCAAGAAGAGUUCAUAUGAAGUCGUGCGGAGGGCUGCUGUUACCGCAUCGGCACUCACCCAAGAUGACAUAGACGAGUACUACCGUGAUCGAGUCUCUGUUGACCGCGAACAAGAUGCCCUUGAAUCUUCAAAAAAACAGCUUCGAGUGGCGGAUCAACAGCUUACGUUGCGUAUGGAAAAACGCUAGGGAUGACCUUGAUCUAAGAAAUUGCACGGCCAAUCCAAGCACAGCUGACCGGAAGCGUCCACGCGAUGCCCUUGACGAUGACGGUGCCAGACUACCGAAGACACUACGAAACCAAUCUCCUCUAUUGCCCACGCCAAUUCCUCCUGCAAUCUCCGCUAUGAAUGAGAGACAUCUGUCCCAAGAUAAUGAAGACGGUGAAAACAACAAUGAUCACCCUGAUGCCGAACCGCCCGCGCGACCUGCUUCCCUCGACCAGGAUGCUGCCUUAUCGACGACCUCCAACGAGGUUAUCUCUAGCCCAAAGCGGACUACACCUUCUGCGCCACUUGUAUCUUUCAAGCCUUCCCACAAAGCAGGUGCUCCUUCAACUGGCCCUUCCUUAACCGGUGCUCCUUUGGCUGAUGCUGGUAAGCCAGGCUUUCGUGGAACGCAGACUGGCUCAUAUAAAGCGCCUAAGCCAGACGCGCUUUCCUUCAUUGGACAGGACACCGGACGACAUGAGCCACAGGCAUCGAUAACCUCACAUCAGUUGUUGGCUUUUACAGAGCCUGAAGAGACUGGACCACCAGCAUCAAGUACACCACACAGGUCGCGGACUUUCUCUGCGGAAUCUAGAGAGCCUGGGCCACACACCCUUCCUGCGUCAAAUAAGACGCUCCUCGAGGUUGCUUCAUCCUUGGCCCCAUCCACAGCCACCUCACUUGAAGACAUUUAUGGACAACUUGCAUCUGGAACUUCCACUGGACAGAAUCACGGACAAUCGAGGAGAAUUUCAUCUGGAUCCAGCCUGACGCUGGAGGAUUUGAAUCCGCCGGGAUACUCAUCACCCAAUGAUGGUACUGAAGCCGAUCUUCGUGAUAUGGUGUCGCCGGCAAAUUCACAGCUCUCGCUUGGAUUGAACCUACCCUCGACCGAUCCAUAUGACCCGAACUUUUUUACGGAUCAAGACCUUUAUGAGUCGACUACCAAGUUCUAUACAUGGAAUUAUCUUGAGGGAAGCGGACGACAUGACUCGAAUGUCGAUAGUGCGUGGAUAUACAACGACGUUGAGAUUGGUGGCGAUUUGAUGGAUUUUAGGGAUCGUGUCAUAAAAGAGAACGGCGGCUUGACCGAACCUCACGAGAAACUGGUGGUGAACUUUGUGUUCCUCGUUGAAGGAGAUCACCAGACUAGAGGCUUGCACGUCGAGAUUGAAGACGAGCCUUGGGCCGCACUCUGUGAAGCGACGAGGGACCAAGUGGACCCACUCCCAAAAGUUACUGUCGAUGAAGCACACCAGUGGGUGCGCUUUUUAGCUCGGGAGAGCCCAGACUCAUUUAAAGCACGUUUGAGAGCUUCGCCACCCAAUGACCCAUCUCUCCAGUCCAUCUUAAACCUGAUGGUCAGCAGUGGCCAACUCUGGAACAGCGAAUCGUGCAACGAGGACACAUACCUCAAAUCUUGGCUGGGACCCUUCCUACAAACGUACUUCAGCAGUAUUACGUUCACUACGAGUGGCUGGACGCAGACGCAGGAGGAGACUCGAAACACAGACUCCAGUCUACUCGUUCCCGAUUUCGCAACUGUGACGGUGACCAAACAGGGAGAAGUAUCUCUAGUGCUUUUGGAAGGAAAAGUCGCUUCGAACAAGGGCUUUCAAAUUUGGGACGACAGGACGAAGUUGGGUCAAGGGAUGAAGCUCGCGCUGGACUCGAUCGUGAUGCUUUCUCCUAAGGACGAAGUUUGCGUUGUUGGGAUUCUCGUGCGAGAUUCAUGCCGAAGGAACUUAUAUCAUGCGUCGGUUUGCAAUUUGCUACAUUGCAGCCGAUCAUAUGAACAUGCUCCCCAUCAUCACCAUGAUGGAAGCAUUUCAACAUGCGCUGGUAAAGGUAAAGAAGACUCUCGCUGCCAUCCGCCGUGUCAGGAUACGCCCUAGCCCGAACCCGAAAGUUCCUCUCUCUUGGCUCAGACCGUCUUUCAAUAAGCCAACAAAGACGCUCGUCCUUGACGGCGAGUAACGUUGGGUUAGGCUCAUCUUCAGUUCAUAAGGUUAUCUUAUGAAAUAAGA